Molecule: messenger RNA, 573 nt
Organism: Laccaria bicolor S238N-H82
Lineage: Eukaryota; Fungi; Basidiomycota; Agaricomycetes; Agaricales; Hydnangiaceae
Exons: 4
Coding region: 1-573 (190 amino acids)
Source: RefSeq, a predicted model, not a curated record
AUGUAUAACUUUCAUGGUUCAGCAUCUGCAUUUGCAGAGUACUGGAAUAAUACACAUGGAACCAAAGAACUUUCAAUUACUCGUGCUCAUGUCUGGCAAGCAUUUGUUCAACAAUCUGUUCGUACAAUUGCUGAGGAAUCUGGAAUUGAUGCUGAAUUUGAUGAUGGUUUGAACAUCAAAGAAGUUACUACUCAGGCAUUUUCACUUUUGGGAGAAGAUGGAAUUAUUAGAGCUUCUGAGAAACAUGCAUGUGAUGAAUGCACUCAAAAAUGCAGAGAGACUAGUGAUGCAGUUUUCAAUAAUCCAGCAGCUGUUGUUGGUGUUGAUGCCACAGAUGAUGAUAUUCCUGCCUUGGAAGGAGCACCUGAAGGAAUGGACAUUGAUGCACCUCAGGUCCCCUCAGAUGAUGAGAUGGAUACUGAUGAUAUCCCAAAUAUAAGGAUGGUUGUUCUUGAUGGUAUAGUUAUGGGUCCUCAGCACUGUGCAUAUGACAAUUGCACUAAUGAUCUCUCCAAUGCACGUGGUGGAUCACUCUCUUGGUUCUCAAUGCUUGCACCAACCAGAGUGGCGUAA